CCAUUUGCGUUUAUUUAAGGUUCUUCACUUCCAUUAAAGCUUCAAUCCUUAGUUCUUCAUCGUAAUCACUUGGUAGUUUCCUACCAAGUUUCCAUUAAAAUGGCACCACAUGGAGAUGCUAUUACUACUAGCACUUACCCCAAGAGAAACAACUUCCCCUUGCCACCGAAACUCUCCAAGGACACCCUCAUCCGGACCGCAUCCGAUAUCACUUUCCAAGUGAGCAAGGAAGUGCUCGAUAACUACAAAGAAACAGCCGCAACGUGUGAGAACCAGCUGCCGCCUAUACCCGAAGUCGAAGACGCAAAGUGCGAGUGUUGCGGGAUGAGCGAAGAGUACACUCCGGAAUACAUCGAGCGAGUCCGCAGCAAGUACUUGGGGAAAUGGAUAUGCGGACUGUGUGCCGAGGCUGUAAAAGAAGCAAUGGAGAAAAAUGGAGGGAAUAUAGAAGCCUUGAGUGCACAUAUGAACACAUGUGCGAGAUUUAACAAGAUUGGGAGGGCUUAUCCAGCUCUGUUGACAGCUGAAGCCAUGAAGGAAAUUUUAAGGAAGAGUUCGAGAGAAGCGAAAAGUGUUAGGGCAAAAUCUAUUAGCCCUAGGGAUAGAUCAGGAGGUCAGAAGAAUGGUGGGAUUGCCAGAACCACCAGUUGCAUUCCACCAACUACAAGGAACAUCAACAAUCUCAAAGUUUCAAACUGAUGAGAUGAGAAGUUAUCAGCCAACCCCAUCAUAAUAUUUUUAUUAACCUAUUCUUUUCCUCCCUGUCUGGGCCAAACCUUUUGUUAACACAAUAGUUUUUUUGGGUUUGGUCCAAUUAUUUUUAUUAAUUUGCUAAUAUGGGUCUUUGACUUUUGUAACCAAAAGCUCAAACCAACUUUUGG
Molecule: messenger RNA, 881 nt
Organism: Hibiscus syriacus
Lineage: Eukaryota; Viridiplantae; Streptophyta; Magnoliopsida; Malvales; Malvaceae
Exons: 1
Coding region: 100-699 (199 amino acids)
Source: RefSeq, a predicted model, not a curated record